Messenger RNA from Heterobasidion irregulare TC 32-1, 1272 nucleotides. RefSeq names its product mitochondrial tricarboxylate carrier. The coding region runs from base 316 to 1272 and encodes 318 amino acids. Lineage: Eukaryota; Fungi; Basidiomycota; Agaricomycetes; Russulales; Bondarzewiaceae. Gene Ontology annotation, biological process: transmembrane transport; fumarate transport; succinate transport. The transcript is spliced from 6 exons. The record is from RefSeq and is a predicted model, not a curated record.
CGUUCCGUCUCGCCCUGCCAGGCCCCUGCGCUCCAUCGCCUUGGAUGCCGACGGGCACGAGCUGAGCAGGACAUGAUGCACUUAAGGAUUAUCGGCUGAAAGGGCAAAGUCGCCUGGCCCUCCGUUUUCACGUUCUUUUCCCUUCUCGUUCCGUCUUUGACUCAAGACCGGUCGGGUUCGAUAUCCUACGCCUGCUCCCCUCUCCACCCUUCGUCUCUCUCGCCGGUCCCGGCUCUCUGCUUGCCAUCCGCGUUGCAUCUGGAAUCACUCGUCGCGAAAAGACGCUCGUCUAUCAGCGUGUAAACUACAUCGAACAUGUCGAGAUCGAGAGACAAGAAGCCUGUGGGCUUUGGUACCCACAUCACCGCGGGAGGCAUCGCAGGCGCGAUGGAGGCGCUCUGCUGUCAACCCCUCGACACCAUCAAAGUGCGCAUGCAGCUCUCGCGUUCAGGACGCGCACCAGGCACAAAAGCGCGCGGCUUCAUCGCGACGGGAGCGCACAUCGUGCAGCGCGAGACCGCGCUCGCGCUCUACAAGGGCCUCGGCGCGGUAUUAACCGGUAUCGUCCCCAAGAUGGCGAUCCGCUUCGCGUCGUUCGAGACGUACAAGGGUUGGCUGGCGAACAAAGAGACGGGCGUGACGAGCGUGGGGAGCAUCUUCCUCGCGGGCCUUGGUGCGGGCACGACAGAAGCCGUGCUGGUCGUGACCCCGAUGGAGGUUGUCAAGAUCCGGCUGCAGGCACAGAUGCACUCGCUCGCGGACCCGCUCGAAGCGCCACGGUAUCGCAACGCAGGGCAUGCAGUGUACACCAUCGUCCGUGAAGAGGGCGUGCGCACGCUCUACCGCGGGGUGUCGCUAACCGCGCUCCGGCAGGCGACGAACCAAGGCGCGAAUUUCACGGCGUAUCAGGAGUUGAAGAAGUUCGCGCAUCGGCUGCAGCCGGAUCUCGUCGAGCUGCCUUCGUACCAGCACAUGUUCAUCGGACUCGUCUCCGGCGCCAUGGGCCCCUUCUCCAACGCGCCCAUCGACACUAUCAAGACGCGUCUGCAAAAAUCCGCAUUCCCACCCGGUACAUCGGCCGCGCGGCGCAUCGCGGCGAUCGCGAGCGACAUGUGGCAGCAGGAGGGCACGCGCGCGUUCUACAAGGGCAUCACGCCGCGCGUGCUGCGUGUCGCGCCCGGCCAGGCUAUCGUGUUUGCGGUGUACGAGCGCGUGCGCACGUGGAUAGAGAGGGUGAAGGUCGAUGGGGAGGAGGAGCGGUAUAGCGAGUGA